CUACCUACUUCUCGCACAGCACAGAAAUAUUGGGGAACUGGGCUGUCAGUUUUGAUGCUAGUAUGGGGCAUGCUGGGGUGCUUGUCAAGUAUCUCCUUGCUAUGAAUUCUCCUCAAAUUCCUGCAAGGUCAAGGAUUCCAGAGAGAGUAUGCAGGCCUGACAGAAGCCCCCCAAGACCUCCCACCCAGCCUUAAAUACCUGGCACGACUCCUUGUUCCACAGCCCAGGGUUAGAAUUAAACAUGUGGCUGGGAAAAGCAGGUGUGUGUCCCCCCACCCCACUCCACCUCAUCCUCCCUCACCCCGCAAUAUCAGUUACUUUACUCGUAGUCACAGGGAACCACGGAGAAGUGGAGAGCCAACUGCACCUCAAUUGCAGUCAUCGCCUUUUGAAAGACUGUCAAUGGCAGGCAGAGUUCUGGUUGGUCAAAUGCAUGUGCUCAGAGGGCAUGGAGCUAGCUGUGAAUAACAGCACCUGCACGGGUAUACCUGCCCCCAUAUCAGGCCCUCUGGUUCUAUUAGUGGCUGUGGUGGCAGCUUCUACACUGAGCCUCCUUAUGUGUGCGGGUCCUGAUUCUGGGUACGGAUCAUUCAGCAAGCAUGCCCUGGGCCAUUGUGCCUUUGGAGAGGUCUAUGAGGGACUGGAUGGCCUUCUUGGGGACCCCAGCCCCCUGCAGGUGGCUAUCAAGGUGAGAGGGGGUGGGGCUUCUGGCUGGAGCCAGGAGAGCAGGGUUCCAAGGAGAGAGAAACAAUUGCUGAUGCUAGGGUCAACCCACCCUCCUGGUGUCUGGGGACCUCAGGAGCUCGGUGCCCUUAACCUCCCUAGACUGCCCGAACUCUGCUCUCCUCAGGACGAGCGGGAUUUCCUCAUGGCGGUGCACCUGGGGCCACAGGCCAUGUGGAAGUUGUGGGGAAGGCACCCAGCACCUGCAGGAGCUGCCUCUCUUCACCAAGGGCCUAGAGGUAGCAAGUCUAGGGACACCGAGGUCCCCUGCAGUUUUGUGGAGCUUAAAGCGUGGUUUCUCUCCCUGCUGGUGAUGGGAUGUGUGUACCACCAGCCCAGCAAGUUCAGCCAUCAGAACAUUGUGCACUGUGUGGAGCUCGGCCUCCAGGCUGGCCCUCACCUAAUUCUGCUGGAGUUGAUGUCUGGAGGGGACAUGAAUUUCCUGAGGCGCAGCCCACCACACCUGGCCCAGCCAUCACCUCUGGCCAUGCAGGACCUGCUCCAGCUGGCCCAGGACAUAGCCCAGGGCUGCCACUACCUGAGGAAAAUCUUCCUCUGGGGCAUCCACUUGACUGGCAGGGACAUUGCUGCCAGGAACUGUCUGCUGAGCUGCAGUGGACCCAGCUGAGUGGCCAAGAUGGGGGACUUCUGGAUGGCUAGAGUUAUCUACAAAGACAGUUAUUACCUAAAGGGUUGCCAGGCUCUGCUGCCAGUCAAGUAGACCCCAGAGGCCUUUCUGGAGGGCAUCUUCACAUCCAAGAUAGACUCCUGGUCUUUUGGGGCAUUGUUCUUGGAGAUCUUCUCACUGGGCUAUAUGCUCUGCCCUGGCACCAACCAGGAGGUGCAGGACUUCAUAGCCAGAGUGGGACUGAUGCCAGCCCCUCCCAGGGGCUGUCUAGGGCCUCAGAAUUUGGAGUGUUGCCCAGGGAGGGGGUCCUUCACAGCCAUGGUUGAGCACAAACUGCUACUUCUCCCCAGGUAUCCCAUCAUGACCCAGUGUUGGCAGCAUCAGCUUGAACUCCGCCCUAGUUUUGCCAGCAUCUUGGAGCAUCUUCCAUACUGCUCCCAGGACCCUGAUGUGCUGAAUUCAUCUCUGCCAAUGGAGCCAGGGCCCAGAAGAGAAAGGGCUGCUGGGCUGGGGAGCAGGUCUUUGGAGGGGCUAAGGUCCCCACAGGCCCAGGAACUGAGUCUGAAGAACUUCAAGAGCUGGAAAGGGAGCUGGCUGCCCUCUGGCCUCAAGCCCCCCAAUGCCAGAGGACUCCCACCUUGGGACCCUUGGAAUCCCAUCUAUAGCUGCUGGGCCCCCAGGGGCCCUGAGGGAGGACAUAGGCAUUGGUGCUAGCAGUGGUUCCUCCCUACACUCCUCCCCAGGCUUCUAGGUGGCUUGUUAUUCCAGUAGCCUCUCCCCCACACCUCCACCCCAGCUUGUACUGCAUGCUUGGGCCUGUCUCAAGGUUGGCCUGCACCACAG
This is a messenger RNA of Myotis brandtii (Brandt's bat), 2194 nucleotides long. RefSeq names its product leukocyte receptor tyrosine kinase (gene LTK). Gene Ontology annotation, biological process: regulation of neuron differentiation; positive regulation of kinase activity; regulation of cell population proliferation. NCBI's taxonomy places the organism in Eukaryota, Metazoa, Chordata, Mammalia, Chiroptera, Vespertilionidae. Gene Ontology annotation, molecular function: transmembrane receptor protein tyrosine kinase activity; ATP binding. The record is from RefSeq and is a predicted model, not a curated record. Gene Ontology annotation, cellular component: signaling receptor complex.